AUGAAAUCCUUUUUCUCAGCAUUAGGAAUCAAUUCCAAGAUGAGUAUGUUAACAGUAGAAGAAUGUGAAUUACUGAGUGAUUCGAAAUAUCGUUCCUAUAUAAAUCAAGUAGAUAAAGCAUUAAAAAGUUUUGAAUAUACCAGUGAAUGGGCUGAUUUGAUUUCAGCUUUAGGAAAACUUAAUAAGGUAUUGUUGUCACAUAUUAAAUACCCUGUUAUACCAAAGAAAGUGACCAUUGGUAAGAGAUUAGCCCAGUGUUUACAUCCUGCUCUACCUAGCGGAGUUCAUCUGAAGGCAUUAGAAACCUAUGAUAUCAUAUUCCGAUGUAUCGGUACACAAAGAUUGGCUCAAGAUUUAUUUGUGUACAGUGCUGGAUUAUUCCCCUUGUUAAAUCAUGCUGCUAUGAGUGUGAAACCUGUAUUGUUAACGGUUUAUGAGAAACAUAUAGUGGCUUUAAGCAAACAUAUUAAACCUGGUUUAAAUGGUUUAUUAAUUGGUUUACUACCUGGUUUAGAAGAAGGUGCUGAAUUUUAUGAUAGAACCAAUUUAUUAUUAGAAGAAUUCCGUGAUGCAGUCAAUCCUGAGUUUUUCUAUACAUGUAUGUGGGAGUGUGUUUUAUCUUGUCCUAGUGUCAGACUACCAGCCAUUACUUUUCUACUCUCACAUUUUAACAAGAAGAAAUCUAUGGAAGAUCAACUUCCUAUGAUGGGCCUAAAUAUCGACUUAAUGGUGCAAGCACUAUCUAGUUCUAUACAAGACAGCAGUGUAUUAGUACAACGAAGUUCUUUAGAUUUUCUUCUACUAGCAUUUCCCAUGCAUAAUGCACAACUUACCAAAUCAGAUACUGCUAUAAUAGUACAAGCUGCUAUCAAUGUAGUCUUACGACGUGAUAUGUCAUUGAACAGACGGUUGUAUGGCUGGUUAUUAGGGACUAAUGCUCCAUCAUCCAGUCUUCCAGAAGGAAUUCGUCUAGUACGGUCAGACAGUACAUCUACUAGUAGUGAAAUGGAUUUAAGUUACUUUCAACAUUAUUCUAAAGAUUUAUUAGUACAAGCUAUUAGAAUGAAACUAGCGUACCCUGACGACUGUGAAAUGAAACUAGCUGGUGUUUCUAAUAUGAUGAAACCAUUCAGAAUUAUUAUAAGUUUAUUAGAUAAACCUGAAAUAGGUCCAGUUAUUAUUGAUCAGGUCUUAAUGUCGGUAUUUAAGUGUUUAUACAAAGAAUGUCAAAAAGAAGGUUUAAACAACAAAAACAUGAAACGUACUAAACCGAAAUUGAAACGUCAAGAUAGUGGAGGUGAUAAAGGUCCAGCAGCUGAAUUGAUUAAAACUGCUAAUCUAUUAUUCGGAUCAUUUGAACCGUAUUUUAUUUGGGAUUAUUUAGCACGUAUGUUUGAUCUAGCUUGUUUAAAUGCUAGUGGUGAAAGUAUUGAAAAUGAUAAACAUGAUGAUCUGGUUAUAACAGAAUUGUGUGAUAUAGGCGAAUUCUUAUUGGACAUUAUUUCGUUGGAAACGUAUCAAGAAACUCAAACUGAGCACCUUCCAGAAUUAUUACGUCAUAUAAUAUCAUCUGUUACUACAUACUGUCAUUCUAUAACAGAAUAUGAUAUAACCUCUACAUUAAAACUCUGUAGUAAAAUAUUCACCAGAGUACAACCAUCAGUAGCUGUAGUAGAUUUAGAAGAUCAAGACAGUUUUAGUAUAAGUGGAGUAGGAGAAAUAUUUGAAGAUGUCUAUAGAUUAAAACUUGAAAAAUUAAAUGGAGACAAAUCUGAGCCAACCCCUGAAAAAAAAAAUUCUGAGAAAGACAAAGAAAAUAAUAAUGAAAAUCCUGACAAGAAACCAGCAUUGCCUGAUAGAGAUUCUGGAAUUUCUUCAUCAUAUUCUAUUAAACAAUUAGGCACUGGAAGCGCCAAUGAAGGAAAGACAACUCCAAACAAUGAAAAAAUAGUAACAGUUGGUGAAAAUGAAAGUAGCGAUAAAGAAGCAGAAGACAAGGGUGAUGUUUAUUUCAGUGCAGAAGAAAGUCCAGUCAAGAAAGCUUCAAAUUUAGAGGAUAGGAAAAGUGAUAUUGAGAAAUCUGGAGAGGAAUCAAAAUGUAAGGAACACAAAGAUGGUGUCAAGGCAACAGUAGACACAGUUAAUGAUGCAAAGAACAUGAACACCACAGACCAGGCCAAAGAUACUAGCAAGAAAUCCAUAUUAAAGAAAUCCUACUCAAGUGACUCCCGUACUCGUAAAGGGAGUGUUCGUUUGACCACUAUGCAAAGUUGUAUAGACAGUUACUUAGAACUAUUCCACACCUUAAUCUGUGAUAAAAUAUUGAAAAGUUUUACUGUGUCUGCAAAAUGUAUGGAAGCCUUGAUCACCCAGCUUGAUCAUACUAAAUUAAAGGAGAAUGAUUCUGUUCUGGAUAAUAAUUCUACAUCAGAAUUUGAAGAGUUUGGUAGUAAAGAUUUGUCUGGUCUUGAGAAGUUAAAGAUUUCACCAGCAAGUUUAAGUGAAGCCAGUUACCAAGCGUUUGAUAAAGCUUGUCGUUUGCUGGUUGAUUUUGCUAGUUUCCCAAUUUAUUGUACAGAUUUUAUUAAACUGAUGGGACAAACUAUGGAAGAUGAGCCUGAUUUUAGUUUGCCAAAAUGGUUGGAAGAUUUGAUUACCUGUAGUUGUUUUUUCCAAAAGUUUGAUAUCCAAACAUCAGCUAUAUCGACAAUGUUGGAUCUGAUUAAUUUAACACAAUCUUUACAAUCAGAAAGUGAAAGUAAAGGACAAAAUUUCCAGUCUACUAAUGAAGGCCGUAUAUCUGUUGUUAUACUGCCAGCAUUAUUACCAAGUCAUCUGAAAUUUAUCAACUAUAAUACCAUGUUCUUUCAGGUUGUUGCUGGUGAACUAUGGCAGCAUCUUGGAGAGAAAACUAGUUCACGGCACCAGAAAAGUGUGGAAUUAUUUUAUUUCUUACAUCAAGUAGCACCAAGUUCUUGGAUCUGUGAAGAUACAGUAGGUUCAGCAUUAGUAGCCACUGAUGAGAAAACCAGAAUAGAAGCAUUUAAAAGGUUUACUGUAUUAUGGCAUUUGACAAGAGAUGGUAAAUUAGAUGUUAAGCCUGGAGCUGGUAUUAGAACAUUCGAUAGGUCCAUGUUUGUAGUAUUAGAUAGUUUAAAAGAAGAAUCAGGAUCAACUAAAACUAUAGCCACUACCUGGUUAACACAUUGUGUACAGAGAGGUGAUAUCAGUCGUGUAUUACAACCUAUUUUAUUGAUGUUACUACAUCCUGAUACGGCCAGCCAGGUUAGUCGUGUAUUACAACCUAUUUUAUUGAUGUUGUUACAUCCUGAUACGGCCAGCCAGGUUAGUCUUGUAUUACAACCUAUUUUAUUGAUGUUAUUACAUCCUGAUACAGUCAGUCAGGUUAGUCUUGUAUUACAACCUAUUUUAUUGAUGUUAUUACUUGUAUUACAACCUAUUUUAUUGAUGUUAUUACAUCCUGAUACAGUCAGGAUAUCUGUUCAACAUGUUAAUAUACAUGAACCAAGGAAAGUUAGAUUAUCAGAAUGUAGUGAAGAAGAGGAUGUAGAAACUAAGAUCUAUGCUAUAAGUAGUGAUGGUGGAAAUGUCAUAUACCAUGUUAGUAACGAGGGUAAGAAAUAUCAGACCAUACCUAUAGAUCAUAUACCAUCAUAUGAUAUAGCUGUCACUAAUGGAAGCGCUGGUGCCUCAACGGCACCAGUCAGAACUAGUUCAGAACCAGAAAUGUCUUUUGAACGUGUCAAUCCUGAAAAUUUGAAAUUACGUUUCAAUCCUUUUGGUUCUGAUCAUUCAUUGGAUAGAUUGAUCUAUGAUGAUAUACCAACUCCUAGACCAGAUAUAGGUAAUGCUAAAAGAUUAGAUAAAACUACAUGCCAGAAGGAAGGGAUAUAUUUUGAUGGUGAUGAACGAGAUGAAGUGAUAGAAGGAAGCCAUGAAGAGACCAGUGAAUCUAGUGAGAAAGAUUCUUGUUCUAGUGAAGAUAUAGUUAGGCAGAUACUUGAGGAUUUGAUCAGUCAAGCUGUGGGAACAGAUGCUUCUGAAGAUCUGAAACCUGUUCUGAAACAUAGCCAUCAAAGAUUAGGAAGUAUUACAUCUCAUGAAAGUCAUCUUGGUGAUGAAGAACAACUGUUGAUAUCCAUGGAUAAACAGAGUAAUGGUAUGGAUUCCAUGUCUGGUAGUGAAACUGACUUAACACAUACUAGUCAAGAUAAAAACACAAGUGGUGUUCACACAUUACACAUGCACUUAUUGCUAUAUUCCCAGAAAUAUGACUAUGAAAGAACUCUCUAUGCAUUAUCAACAUUGAAAGCUAUGUUAACAAUGUGUCCUCGCCUGAUUGUUACUGCACUCUCUACCACCAGUAUUAGUACCAUGAAUCCACCACAACUUGCAAACUUACAACUACUUUUGGCACGACAUCGAAAAUCUGUGUUCGGUAGAAACUUUUUUGGAGAAAUUCAAUCAGAAGUGUUGUCUAGUUAUCGCAGUAAUAUGAUUUUGGAAAUCUUUAUAUCGCUAUGUUUAUACUAUAUACGUAGUUAUUAUCCUAAUUUAAUGGUGAGCAAACUAAGUGCAGAAGAAUUAGCUGGUAAUAAAGAUGUCCAUAUUAUGGCCACUGAAAUUUUAACACUCCUGAUGUCCGAACUAAUCACCAUUAUACAAGAAAGUGGCAAAAAUUUCACAUUGUAUAUCCAUGAUUUAUUGACAAAGUGCAAGCUUCAAAAAGCUUUAUUGCAUUGUAUAUUAGCUAGUGUGUAUAAUUUCCGUCAAAAGGGCGAAGUUGACAGCGGAAUGAAAAUAACGGAAGCCAUUGUAUCGUUUAAUGAAGAUGAAAUUGAAAGUAGUGCUAAUGAAACAUAUCAAAUUAAACUGUUACGGUUAGUCCUAGUCAUGAUAAUGCUGGAGUCAAAGAUUUACACCUCCAGCAAUGAAGAGUCAAAUGAUUGGGAACGAGCAAAAUCUACAUUCCCUUCUACCUUGAUAAACUGUCGAUAUAACAUUGCUUUACCCAUAAUUCAACAGGGUAUGUUUUUAUCAGGAGUACUAAGUGCCUUAAAGCAACAUCAUAUGUCACAUUUACAUCGUCAUUGGGUUGCCAUGAUCACAUCUGCUCUACCAUAUAUGGGUAAAGCCACAUCCAAGGUUGUGCUUUGUGUUGUGUCACAGUUGUGCCGUAAUAUAGAAGUUUUAGCUGCAGAAUUUGAAUCCAAGAAGAGAACUGUACGCUUAACAAAAGUACCAGCAGAUCACCUGAUAACUAUAUUAGAAGGAUUAACAGCUAUAUGUCAUUAUUGUUUAUUAGACAAUGCUUCACCAGUAUCUAUUGGUCUACCAGCACCUACUGUUACUAAUAUAAGUACCGAAACAGCUAGUACUGGACAGAUUUUCUCUAAUCUAAUACAUGUCUUUAAUCCUAUACAGAACGUUAGGGAAGCCAGUCCAUUAAGAGAUAAUACUGCUAUGUCACCUGUUAUAGAAGCUAGAAGAAAUUUAUUAAGUAUAUUACCUAGGAUCAUGGCCUGUAUGGCUGUAAUGUGGAAAGCUCUAAAUACUGUUACUUCUGGUGAAGCUGAUCGGUUUACUCAAGCAAGACUGACCAUGGGCUCUCCUAAGAAAAUUCGUCAGCAUAUAUUGGAAUUUUUAAGCCCCCUAUCCUUACCUCAUGGUACUAAUUUACUAGGAGCUGUGGCUGUAGCAUGGAAUGAUAGAAGGAAAAAAGUUCAUGGUGGAGUUAAAAAGGUGAUACCAGUACCAUGUGAAGAUCAGUUAUUAUUAGUAGAAUUAGUUAGUUCUAUUAAAGUUUUACCAACAGAUACACUUAUACAAACUAUAAAACAAGUACUAAAACAACCACCACCUACAGAACUUACAAAUAAGAAAUCAGUGCCAUUAGAGAUCAAUAUGCUGCAGUUUUUCUAUGCCUAUGUUGAAGAAAUUACUCCCACUCAGAUAAUGGAUUCUUGGCAGAGUUUAUUGUCUUUAAUGAAAGAUAGUUUACAAUUAAAUCUACCAGCACCAGGACAGUUUUUACUCUUACAAAUAUUAAAUGAGUUUGUACAGAAGAUGCCUACAAUGGAAGAUAAAAAACAGCAAAAAGAAUUACAGGAUAUAACACAAAAGAUAUUAGAAGCUGUAUCAUAUAUAGCAGGCUCAUCACUAGAACAGACCACCUGGUUACGACGUAAUCUAGCUGUUAAACCUGGUCCACAGAAUCAUAUUGUACAAGAUACAGAAGAUGUAGAGGCUAGCGAGGAUAGUGAAUCUGAAGUAGAAGAAAAACAUGUUGUAGAGAAACAUGUUGUAGAAAAACAUGUUGUUGAACCACAAUUAAAUCUUGAGAUCAACUCUAAAUAUAGUGUUCAAGCUUUAUCAUUACUAGCUGAGUUGACAGCACCACUAUUAGAUGUUGUAUAUGGAAGUGAUGAAAAAGAUAAAAUAAGUCCAUUUAUUAAUACUAUAUUAUGUAAUGUCUUUCCUUAUUUAAAAAGUCAUAGUAAUCACAACCUUCCGAGCUAUCGAGCUAGUUCUCAGAUAUUGAGUAGUAUAAGUGGAUAUCAGUAUUCUAGAAAAUCAUGGAGAAAAGAAGCAUUAGAAUAUUUACUAGAUCCAGCGUUUUUCCAGAUGGAUGUAAAAUGUAUUAGAUAUUGGAAGUUUAUUAUUGAUAAUUUAAUGACUCAUGAUAAAACUACAUUUAAAGAUCUUCUUAGUAGAGUUGUGAUGACACCUAGUGGUGGUAUUAAUUUAUUUAGUUCUAAAGAACAAGAGUUUGAACAACGUGCUCAAAUGUUAAAAAGACUAUCUUUUACUAUAUUAUGUAGUGAUAAAGAUCAAUAUCAACGAUAUAUGCCUGAUAUACAAGAAAGAUUAGCUGAAAGUUUAAAAGUAUUACAAGUACCAUCUGUACAAUCUCAAGUAUUUCUAUGUUUCCGUGUAUUGUUAUUACGAAUGUCACCUAAUCAACUAACAUCAUUAUGGCCUACUAUAAUUACUGAAAUGGUACAUGUUUGUUUACAAAUGGAACAAGAAUUAUCAACAGAUACUGAUGAGUUCAAAACCCAGUUACAAAGAAUAGCUGCUUUAGAUUCAAGUUGGGCUCAUCUAGGUAAUGGAUUAAAUGCCCACAAUAAUCCAGCGUGGCUACAGUUAUACCUCAGUGUUUGUAAAUUAUUAGAUCUCUGUUUAGCAUUACCAGCUGAUAGUGUACCACAGUUUCAAUUAUACAGAUGGGCGUUUAUUGGAGCAGCAGCAGGAGAAGAUGAUGUAGAAGAUGAAUUAGAAGUGAAAAAAGAAGUAAAAGAUAAACGUCUGAUGGCGCCUAGUUUUGUUCCUCAUAUAGUUCGACUUUCUAAACUCUUAAAUAUUAGAUUACAAAGAGAACCUGGUUUGAUAAAAAGAAUUCCUGGUCGGCCAUUACUAUCACUGACAUAUCUACGUUCUCUAGUAGAGUUACAGCCCUUCUUUAAUACAUUAUGUCACGCCAGUCAAAUAGAGAGAAACUUCUCUUCACACAAUCACUCUAAUAAUGUCAUGCCUAAAUCCAGAUCAGCACCAAUAUUUGAUGAACUUAGUGCUAGUUACGUACAUGAUUGGCAGUCAGAUUUACCUAAAUCUAAUCUUCAGUUUAUAGAGGAAUUGGUGGAAAGAGACUUUCUUGAUCCUAUAACACAUUAG
Molecule: messenger RNA, 7695 nt
Organism: Lottia gigantea (owl limpet)
Lineage: Eukaryota; Metazoa; Mollusca; Gastropoda; Lottiidae
Exons: 33
Coding region: 1-7695 (2564 amino acids)
Biological process (GO): Golgi to endosome transport
Cellular component (GO): endosome; trans-Golgi network
Source: RefSeq, a predicted model, not a curated record